CACUCAGUCUGCUCAGCUCAGCUCAGCUCAGCUCAGCUCAUCGUACUGUCCUUCAACUGUCCUCUUCUCGCUCGACCUUAAGAACUUACCCUCUCUCUCUAACACCCGGCACAUAUACAUGUACAACCUACCUUGAGAGAUAUCAAACCUCAGAAUGGACUCCGAGCCGUCCAUCGUGGCCAAGCUAGACGCUUUUGUGGCGGAGCUUCUGGCCGACUGGAACACCACCACCACUGUGAUUGCUGGCGGCAUUGUCGCCUUCCUCGUCUACUCGUUCCUCACAUCCCAAGAUUCGGAUAUUCAUCCUUUUCUCCUCGCACGGCAGUCGACCGCAUUCCCCGUUCGUCAUCCAGGCCAAUCUGCUCCGUACAGAAGUCUCGAGACACCGCACGGCUACCCUCUGCGCACCGGACUCAACGUCAAGGAUCCUGGGACUCCUAAAUGGACAAGUGGCCGGAAAGGUGAUCUGCGUGAUGUCUGGAAGACCGCUGUUCGCGGAUCGGUGGAAGAAAAUGGAGCCGUCACAGGCAAGCAAGGCAAGAUCUAUACGGUGCUUGGAAAGAAGGCGAUUGAACACUCUUUGGAUCAGGUCACUCAGGAAAUCAAUGUCAUUGGAACCCGUCUGCAAGCUUCCAAGGCGAAGACCGUUGCUGUCUGUUUGACGGACUCAGUCGAGCUGCUGGCUGUUAUCUUCGCCGGAGCAUUUUACGACUUCAAGGUUGUCAUCAUCCCUCACAAUUUGCAUGCGAAGGACCUGUCGGAGUUGUUGCGAAAGUCGCAGGCUGAUGCAUUGAUCGCCGAAGCUGGAUCACUUGACUUGUCAUUCAUUGCUAAGGAUAACGAACAGCUGUCGCAAGUCAUUUGGGUUGCGAAGCUCGGAAGCAGGCACAUGGACUGGAAUGAUGUGCCCCAAGAUGUGAAGGGUACUUUGGAAGUCACUGUUUGGCACGAGCUGGUGGAAGAGAAGAAAGAGCUCGCUUGGCUUGAGGUACCGGCUUAUGAUCCAAGCACUCCUACUCCAUCCGUGACCACUAUCUGGCCGUCCAAGUCCUCAAACGGUGAAUUCGUUGAGUAUCAGCCGGAGAAUCUUGCAUCAGGAAUUGCUGGCCUAUUGUACUCUCUUCCCCGCCAACAGCGGUUUGGCCCUAGUGACGUGGUCCUUUCCAUCGACUCCCUUUCUCGAUCGUAUCCCUUGUGUCAGAUUAUGGCUGCUUUGUUUGCCAAUGCAUCCGUUGCCGUCAAUUCCGUUGCUGGCGAAAGCGUGGAUUUUGCUCUUGCAACUGUAGGAAUGUCGCCGACGGUCAUUGUUGCAUCCUCUCGCACCAUGUCCAAUUACCACACCAAAUUCAUGAAGCCUCACUCCGGGCCUGUGUCUGCGCUGGCGCGUUGGAUCCAGGUGCGAAGCUUGGACGCCGGAUACAUGCCAUCCCACGGCCUACUGAAUCAGCUAGCCAAUGUCGGACCCACAGCCGAGCUUUCUCUGGACAAGCUUCGUCUUCUAUGCAUCUCGCACCGCUUCGACGCCGAUCCGGAGGUACGUCUCGACUUCGAGCAAUUGGCAGACUUGCGCAUCUUCACUGGAGCGCGUAUCGUGUAUGCUUUGACUGGACCCGGGAUCGCUGGUGCCGUGUCGCAGACCAACGUCUUCGACUACAGACGCUUUGAGGGCCCCAGCCACUUCGGUGCCCCUCUUAGCAGCGUUGAGGUUGUUCUGACGGGCUUGUCAGAUGACACCGGGAAGGAGGAGGGUCAGAUUUCUGUAGCCGGCCCUUCUGUCGUCUCUGGAAAGACGGUGCUACCGGUGCAAGCUCGCUUGCGCCAUGACAACACCUUGGAGCUCUGUGCCUGAAAUACCUCUCGAGCGAAUGAUGAGCGUUCUGCGUUGAAUUAAGGGAAUAACCCGUCUCAUUGUGUUUCUCAUCUCUCUCUGUGUAUCUUGAUUCUAAACUCUGCUCCGGGGACUACAGAAUGACUGUUGCACGGCAUCCUGCUGAAAUCUUCUGGAACCUCAAGCGUAGCUAGGCGCGUUAUGUCGAUGAAUUGGAGAAAAGGAUAUGC
Aspergillus homomorphus CBS 101889 is the source of this 2058-nucleotide messenger RNA. RefSeq lists its product as uncharacterized. The record is from RefSeq and is a predicted model, not a curated record. The transcript is spliced from 4 exons. Gene Ontology annotation, molecular function: long-chain fatty acid-CoA ligase activity. Gene Ontology annotation, cellular component: endoplasmic reticulum; membrane. The coding region runs from base 155 to 1849 and encodes 564 amino acids. Lineage: Eukaryota; Fungi; Ascomycota; Eurotiomycetes; Eurotiales; Aspergillaceae.